GCUGCGCACGCGCGGUGGGCCAGAGGUUGAUGGGCCACGGCUGAAUUUAGCCGGCUCUGAGGGGGUCGCCGAGUGGGCCUGAGGCGAGGCGAGGUGGGGCGGGGCAACCGGCACCAUGUCGAGGCAGGCGAACCGUGGUGCGGAGAGCAAGAAAAUGAGCUCUGAGCUCUUCACCCUGACCUAUGGGGCUCUGGUCACCCAGUUAUGCAAGGACUAUGAAAAUGAUGAAGAUGUGAAUAAACAACUGGACAAAAUGGGCUAUAACAUUGGAGUCCGACUGAUUGAAGAUUUCUUGGCACGAUCAAAUGUUGGGAGGUGCCACGACUUUCGGGAAACUGCAGAUGUCAUUGCCAAGGUAGCGUUUAAGAUGUACUUGGGCAUCACUCCAAGCAUCACCAAUUGGAGUCCAGCUGGUGACGAAUUCUCCCUAAUUUUGGAAAAUAACCCCUUGGUGGACUUCGUGGAACUUCCUGAUAACCACUCCUCCCUUAUUUAUUCCAAUCUCUUGUGUGGGGUGUUGCGGGGAGCCUUGGAGAUGGUCCAGAUGGCUGUGGAGGCCAAGUUUGUCCAGGACACCCUGAAAGGGGAUGGUGUGACAGAAAUCCGAAUGAGGUUCAUCAGGCGGAUUGAGGACAAUCUCCCAGCUGGAGAGGAAUGACCAUUCUCGGGACUUCAGAGGGGCCACCAGGAGCACUUGUUGGAAUUGGAAAGCCUUAGUGCUCUCUCUGCCCUCUAGAACUCAGUGACUCCUUAACACAGAUGUUAUAUAUUCUUCUAACCUUGUUUCCAUUCUUCAUGAUAAUAAAGAGCAGACUGUGAUACAGUCCAUUUGCCCCACAAGUGUGUACACAUUCAGGAGGGAAAUUCUUUACUCCCUUUCCCUGCAAAGGGGCAGGAUGUAAUUGUCUUUGGUUGGACUAGAAAGCGCUCAAACCAUUUUACAUUCCUGAUCGAAUUUUCCAGAGAAAAACUCACUUUGACUCCAUUAGGAGGCAGGCCUGACACACCUGUCCCUUGGCCUUCAGAAAGGGAGUCCAGGGUUGGGGUGGAGUGGUGGAAGGAGGAGAGGUGGGGAGGGGCGUGGGUAGGAAUUGCUAGCUGUGGUCUGACAAAGUAUAGUGCUUGCCAGGAAAGGGGGGCCAGACAUGCCGGAAACACUGACUUCUGGGAAACCUCCCAGGUCUCUCAUUCCUCCCUGCUGUUUGGAGGCAACAUCUCCUCUUUUUACAGAGGGUCCAUCCUUUUUUCUUAUGAACUCUUCAAUAAAGACACAUUCUUCAGUGAAAUCCCAA
This is a messenger RNA of Choloepus didactylus (southern two-toed sloth), 1292 nucleotides long. RefSeq names its product trafficking protein particle complex 3 (gene TRAPPC3). NCBI's taxonomy places the organism in Eukaryota, Metazoa, Chordata, Mammalia, Pilosa, Megalonychidae. Gene Ontology annotation, biological process: intra-Golgi vesicle-mediated transport; endoplasmic reticulum to Golgi vesicle-mediated transport. Gene Ontology annotation, cellular component: TRAPP complex; cis-Golgi network membrane; cytosol. Bases 116 to 658 code for a protein of 180 amino acids. The transcript is spliced from 5 exons. The record is from RefSeq and is a predicted model, not a curated record.